UCUUAAUUUCACUUUAGAACGUUUAGGUUUAAUUUUUAGCGUUUAUUUCAUGACUAAGGCUUAUCAUUGAUUAUUUUGACUAGAGCAUCGUAAAUCAUGGUAGUCCGAAAAUACUUGUACAUUAACUUCUUGAUAUUUAUGGAAUUAUCAUACUUCUAUGCAAAUGAGUGAGUGAAAUCGGAUAUUAUAAUAUAAACAUUUUUUUAUUAAUUUGAACUUUGAAGUGUGAAUAAACUUUGAUAAGAGGUCUAGUCAACGGUUUUUGGAAAUUAUUGUAUAAUUUAGUUAGUUAGUUAUACGUGACCAUGGUCAACUUUACGAGGAGACAAUGGCUAACCUUAAUCGCUAUCGGGAUUGCGGAUUUUUGCAACGCUAUAUGUGUUUCGUUACAGGCGCCUUUUUAUCCAGCUGAGGCUGAAAGAAAAGGAUGUACAGCAACAGAAUACGGCUUAGUAUUUGGCAUUUUCGAGUUUGUUGUAUUUGUUGUCAGUCCACUAUAUGGCCAACAUUUAAAUAAACUUGGUCCAAAGUAUACCUUCAAUGGAGGUAUAUACACCACCGGAAUAUGUGCCAUAUUAUUCGGCCUACUUGAUAAAAUAGAAGGACGAUACCCAUUUAUAAUUUUAAGUUUUAUAAUAAGAAUUAUAGAGGCCAUGGGAAAUGCAGCGUUUUUAACCGCCAGCUUCGCCAUAAUUGCGAAAGAGUUUCCUGAUAAAGUGGCGACAACGUUUGCCUCCUUAGAAACGUUCUUUGGUCUCGGAUUAAUAGUAGGCCCGACUGUUGGUGGCGCCUUAUUUCAAGCAGGAGGUUAUACUUUGCCAUUCGCUGUUAUGGGUUCGGCACUAUUUGCUUCGGCUAUCCUCACCGCCUUAGUUUUACCAAAGCAUGAAUAUGGCACAGACAAAGAAAAAGGACCGUCAGUAUUAAAAGUCUUAAAGAUCCCAGGAGUACUGUUAGCAACUGCUAGCAUAAUAGUAACAAGUACCUCAAUAAGUUUCCUCCAAGCCACUUUGGAGCCACAUCUUCGCGGAUUUAAUCUGCAACCAAUCAUUUUGGGACUAAUGUUUGUGAUCAAUGGAGGAGUUUACGCAAUAACUACUCCAGCGUGGGGUUGGAUAUGCGAUCGUUUUGGUUCUUCGAAGAUUGUUAUUAUUACAGGUACCUUUUUCGUGGCUGCCGGAUUUUCUCUAAUUGGACCAGCUCCGUUCGUACCUUUGCCAACGAUAUUCUGGCUAACUAUUGUUGGAUUAGUUCUUCAUGGUCUGGGAAUGGGCGCUCAGCUAGUUGCUUCAUUUGGAGACGCCCUUAAAACUUCAAUAGCAUAUGGAUUCCCGAACAACCUAGAAACAUAUGCCCUAGUAUCAGGACUCUGGACUAGUUCAUUUGCUCUUGGUGCAUUUAUCGGCCCAUCCAUAGCUGGUAUUCUUUAUGAUACUGUGGGAUUUAGAUACGCUUCUUUAUUUAUCGUGGUAAUUCAUUUGAUUGUUGGUAUAGCGACAGUCAUAUUCCUGGGGGUUGCUAAGCCACCACCGAGUUACGUGGAAAUUAAAGACGAGAAGAUUUCUGAUGAAGACUACGGGGGUUCUGAAUCUCAGGCCAUAGAAAACCCUGGAAAAAGCCUUCGAACUGUGGCCAACGGCAUUUCAAUCGAACAAAGCAGGCCUCCAGCAAUGAAUAGUCUAAUAGCUUGUAACAGUUACAAAAGUCAAGUUUGGCCAGAAAAGGAAUCAAUUAACUUGAGCCUGCUAGCUCACAGUCGUAGCUACGGAGCUGUAAAUAGUCAGAAUGGCCGGCCCUACCUUGAAGGAGUAGCUUAGAAAAUAUUUUUUAUAUAUGUAUAUCAGUUGCUUUAGUUUAAUAAUAUAUUUAUUAUUGUUAGAGUAUGGAUGUGAAUCAUUAUUUAAAAUGAUGGUAUCUUUUUUUGAUUAAUUUUAUAUUAUUAUUAAAUAUACUAAUGAUGCUGA
Anthonomus grandis grandis is the source of this 1964-nucleotide messenger RNA. RefSeq names its product MFS-type transporter SLC18B1-like. The transcript has 8 exons. NCBI's taxonomy places the organism in Eukaryota, Metazoa, Arthropoda, Insecta, Coleoptera, Curculionidae. Bases 306 to 1817 code for a protein of 503 amino acids. Gene Ontology annotation, molecular function: transmembrane transporter activity. The record is from RefSeq and is a predicted model, not a curated record. Gene Ontology annotation, biological process: transmembrane transport.